Drosophila albomicans is the source of this 581-nucleotide messenger RNA. RefSeq lists its product as uncharacterized. The transcript is spliced from 3 exons. NCBI's taxonomy places the organism in Eukaryota, Metazoa, Arthropoda, Insecta, Diptera, Drosophilidae. The record is from RefSeq and is a predicted model, not a curated record. The coding region runs from base 9 to 581 and encodes 190 amino acids.
UCAUUAUAAUGAAUUUUGCAUUGAUUUCCUACGGAAUACUUUUGUAUUUCUUGUGUUUUAGUGCUAGAAACGAUGCCAUUCGCAAUUGGGAUCACGAAUUUUUGUACAUCGAAUCAACGAGCUCAAAUGAGGAGCUAGUCAAUGCCAGCAUAAAACUAGAACACACAGAAAUUGGUAAGAAUUCAGUGUCAGGUUUCAUCGAUUGGAAAUUCGAUGCUGAUGAACAUACUAUGUGUCAACUGCGAUUUCUUUGGAGUCAGAGCGGCAGAGAUAAUGACUAUAAGGACACCAUUCAUCAAGUACCGAUGAUGACUUUUUAUGAAUUUCUUGAUAAAUAUUACAUGAAAAUUGUCUAUGCGGAUUGGGGCAGUUGCACAAACUUGCCAGACAUCGGGAGCAAAUUUGUGCCACCCUGGAACAAAACUACAUACAUAUUUUCUAAAUGUGAUCCACCGGGCGUGAACUUUCCAGAUAUAUUACCCAGAGGCUAUCAUAAAUUGGUGUGCAAAAUAAUUGGGCAAGCUGAACUUGUUAUUGAGACUAUUCUAAAAUUGACACCCCGAAAAAAUAUGCUUGUUUAA